AAAAACACACUGCCUUCGUCACGCACUAGCCAAAACCAGCUUUUCAGGACUUAGUCUCACACAAACACAAACUCUAACACACUCUUUCCAUAUCUCUUUUCCCAUACUCUCUCCACCGCCCUCUGAAGUCCAAAACUUCUGCACUGCAAUACCCAUUGGUGGAUUUUUUGUUUUUUGCUAAUAUUCUUUAUUAUUUAUUUAUUUAUUUAUAGUACUACAUAAACUUCCGCUCUAAGCUUUCCCUCUUGGGUUCUACGAAAGGUCAUCAAUUGCCUCAUAACUGAAACCCCGUCAUCCAUUAAGUUUCUGUUUGCACGCAGCGUUGAACCAUAAAUUUGCAGUUUGAGGGAACAAGAGCACGACGACGAUCACCCCAAACAACACGACGACGAUUUCAGAGAACAGUGGUUUGCACGGGACAAAUCCGUGCAUCAUCUUCAAAAGCAGCGAUAUUUACAACUGUGAUUGUCGUAGGUGCGUAAGGAUCUUCGUGUGGGUGGGUGGUUAAAAUAGAAAAGAAAGGAGAAAAAAGUGAGUUCACGGUUUGCGAGUGAAUAAUAAAGAAACAAACAAGAAAAGGAGAAAAAGAAAAAAAAAAGGCAAAAAAAAAAAAAUGCCUCAUAGAGCAACUUACAUUUUCCCUAGGCAAUUUCCAGAGAGAGGGUUGGAUGAAUCUGCGAGGCAGAGAUUGGAUCACGAGAAGAAGAGACUCGUCAACUCUGUCAAAUCACCUGAUAAUGAUAAUAAUUUUGGCACUGAAAACGACGUCGUGUCUUCAACGACUACUACUACUGCUACUGACACACCUGCUCCUCACUCCAAAGACGUCGUCGUUUUUCCCUCGGGCAAACACUCGGCUGUUUCUGACCUCUUUGCCGGCGCCGGCGUUGCCGGAGUAGGCAGGUUCAGGGCAAAGAGCAAGCAAAUCGCCGCCUUCUGUAACUGGAUCAACGAUAAGCGUGAUUCUGGUAACCGAUUGGAUCGUCGCCGCCAUGUUUUGGCGGCAGCCGAGGAGGAGGAGGAGGAGGAGGAUGACGAUCACGAAAUGUUGCUUCCUCCCACGACGGCGGCGACGGUCAAAGAUUCCAGCGGCGGCGGAGGCGUUGACCAGAGCUUCGAUCGGCAGGUGUCGCUGCCGCGGUUGUCGAGUGGAAGCAGCUACGCCGGGAGCUUGUUCUCCGGAACGACGACGUUCGACGGCACCGCCACAUUUUCCAGCGACAUUAACACCAUUAACAUCAAAGACGACUCCUCCAACGCAACAAGGAAGCACCACCACGACGAAGAAGAGGAGCAAGAUCGCAACAACAAUAACAUCGAUAACAGUUAUGCUAGAAAGUACAAAGAAAGCUACUACCUCCAAGUCACAUUAGCGAAGAGGCUCGCUUGCUUAGCAAGCCUCAGCACGGAACCCUUUCUCAUCACGGCAACCGAGACUUGGGAUGCUGAAUCCGUUUCUUAUCGGUUAUGGGUGAAUGGGUGCUUGUCGUACACGGAUAAGAUAUCGGAUGGUUUUUACAACAUACUGGGUAUGAAUCCAUACUUGUGGGUGAUGUGCAACGAGAACGAAGAAGGGAAGAAGCUGCCUACGCUGAUGGCGCUGAAAGCAGUGGAGCCGAGCGAAUCGUCGAUCGAGGUUGUCGUUAUUGAUAGGCACGAGGACUGUCGGCUUAAGCAGCUUAUGGAUAAAGCGCAGGAGCUGUAUUGUGAAUCGGAGAACUCGUUGGCGCUGGUUGAGCAACUUGGGAAGCUAGUUGCCAUAUGCAUGGGGGGCACCUUUCCGGUUGAGCAAGGGGAUCUGCACAACCGGUGGAAUAGGGUAAGCAAGAGGUUGAUAAGUUUUUACCAAUGCGUUGUGCUUCCCAUUGGAAGCUUGUCUGCUGGUCUGUGUAGGCAUCGCGCCAUUCUCUUUAAGAGAUUGGCAGAUUAUGUAGGUUUGCCAUGUCGCAUUGCUAAAGGUUGCAGGUACUGUGCUUCAGAUCAUAGAUCCUCUUGUCUUGUCAAGAUUAAAGACGACAGGCAGCACUUAAGGGAAUAUGUUGUGGACCUAGUCGGAGAACCAGGAACCAUCCACGGGCCAGAUUCUUCGAUCAAUGGAGCAUAUUUGUCUUCCGUUCCUUCUCCAUUUCGGAUUUCUCAUUUAAAGGAAUGCCAGUCGCCAUAUCUGGCUGGUGAAGCAUGUACCCGUUCAGUAAAUUCAAAUCUUACAGGUUGUUGUGUACAGGAAGGUCCUGAAGGAAAAGAUACUAAUUUGCUGAAAAAUUUUAAGAACUCCGGUUUUGCUUCAGUUGAUCAAAAUUCUGGAGGUGUUUCUGAAGCUGUUCGUCCAGCCUCUGUAACAUAUGAUGAAUAUCCUGGAAUUGCUAAAGAUGAGGUUGUGGCACAAGGCAUUUCCAACAAUGAGAUCAUUACGAAGAAAAAUUCUGAAGCAAAAACCAUUUCUAAGCAAUCUAUACAGAGCACAACCAACCAGUCAGCACCAGAGAAGAUAGGCAAUAAACAUGAAAACCACGGUUCUGGAAAUAUUCCAAGAUACGUGAAUCUUGAACCAUCGCUUGCAAUGGACUGGCUAGAGAUAGCAUGGGAAGAUUUACGUAUCAAAGAGCGUAUUGGUGCUGGAUCAUUUGGGACAGUGUACCGAGCUGAAUGGCAUGGAUCGGAUGUUGCUGUCAAGGUUUUAACAGUUCAGGAUUUCCAUGAUGAUCAGUUGAAGGAGUUUUUAAGAGAGGUUGCAAUAAUGAAACGUGUUCGGCAUCCAAAUGUGGUGCUCUUCAUGGGUGCGGUUACAAAACGUCCCCAUCUAUCUAUAGUCACAGAGUAUUUGCCUCGGGGUAGUCUAUACCGCCUGAUACAUAGGCCGGCAUCUGGUGAAAUUCUUGAUCCGAGGAGACGACUACGGAUGGCUUUAGAUGUGGCUAAAGGGAUAAAUUAUCUCCAUUGUCUAAAACCUCCAAUAGUGCACUGGGAUCUGAAAUCUCCAAACCUGUUGGUGGACAGAAAUUGGACAGUAAAGGUGUGUGAUUUUGGAUUAUCCAGAUUUAAGGCGAACACUUUCAUAUCAUCAAAAUCUGUUGCUGGAACACCUGAAUGGAUGGCCCCAGAAUUUCUUCGCGGAGAACCUUCGAAUGAGAAGUCUGAUGUCUACAGUUUCGGCGUCAUCAUGUGGGAACUCAUAACCCUGCAACAACCAUGGAGUGGACUUGGCCCUGCCCAGGUCGUUGGAGCUGUGGCUUUCCAGAAUAGAAGGCUAGCUCUCCCUCCAAACAUCUCCCCAGUAUUGGCAUCUGUUGUGGAAUCAUGCUGGGCCGAUAACCCUGCUGAUCGACCAUCUCUUCCUAGCAUAGUUGAGUCGCUGAAGAAGCUGCUAAAGUCCCCAGUGGAUUCCAUAAAAAUGGGUGAUGAGACAUAAGAGGAGCAUGCAUGCCUGCUUCCCAUGAUUAGCUGUUAAUUUUUUUUUUUUUUUUGUCAGUGUUUUGUUGCUAACUGGCGGCUAUGGAGAAGUUAUUGUUAAUUUAACCUGAGAACCUUGGCUGGUUUUUCAAUUGAGGGAGAACCACCCCCUGAAUCGAUUGCAACAAAUGGUUGCUCAAUGCUUUUUACUAACCCGUUUCAGAAGGACAAUAAAAAAUGCCAUCAAGUGGAGUGGAGUAAAAUGAAAGUGGUGAUAUUGUAGGUUUCCUUCCUGUAUCUUGAAUCUUGGGCUACUGAAUUGUAUGAAUGGAACUCAUGACCUCGAGCUCUUUUAUCUCUGGCUCGAGAUCAAUAAUAUAUAUUCAAAU
Arachis stenosperma is the source of this 3779-nucleotide messenger RNA. Its product is annotated as serine/threonine-protein kinase CTR1-like. Lineage: Eukaryota; Viridiplantae; Streptophyta; Magnoliopsida; Fabales; Fabaceae. Bases 614 to 3409 code for a protein of 931 amino acids. Gene Ontology annotation, biological process: protein phosphorylation. The record is from RefSeq and is a predicted model, not a curated record. Gene Ontology annotation, molecular function: protein kinase activity; ATP binding. The transcript has 16 exons.